Messenger RNA from Amoebophrya sp. A25, 4089 nucleotides. Lineage: Eukaryota; Dinophyceae; Syndiniales; Amoebophryaceae. The record is from the annotation of a GenBank genome assembly.
AUGCAAGGACGCAGCGGAGACACCGUUGACGGAGACACUGGUGAGCCCGUUUACGCUCACUCUCGAAACCGUUUCGGAUGGAGCGGAGAAGAAAACUUAAGAGCGCUUCACAUGUAACGUUGAUAUUCAGACGAUACAUUGUAGACCAAGAACAAGAUCAAGUAGAAUAAGUGGUAUUCACAAACUGGUGUUUGGGUAAGUAAUCGAGUAUCUUUACAACUGACGGGUUCUCGCUAGUCCUUAAUAUUGUUGUAGCACUGUGGUAAUGGUUGUGCCGAGAAUGGUACUUGGGAGAUCUUCUUGAAGAGUAUCUAUGUGCAAUAUGUAUAACAGUCACAGUAUGUUGGACAGCAUUAGCAAUAGGUCAUCUUCUUCUAGUUCUAAUGAAGCAAACAGAUCGAAGACGGCAAAGCCAGACGAAGUUUUCUUGAGGACAAAGUCGUUGGUCGUCGUCUCUCCAAAUCCACUAGUUUUGCAAACUUUGAUAAGGCAGGAAUGGAUGCCGCAGGGGAGCAGGAAGAGAGACAAAUUGGGGCCACUGCAGCUGCAGUCGCUUCGGAAGGACAAGAGGCUAUGAAACGGAUGGAGGUAAUCGCUGUGAAGAAGGCCAUAGCCGUAGAGGCUUCUGGUGCUCAUAUCGAUCGGGAGGCAGCAGCGGAUACUGUGUCCGAUCAAGCAAUUGACAUGCUGCGAGAAGACCAAAAAGUACUAGCGAAUUUCCAGAAGCAAACCGGUAUCAAAGUUUCGCCUCCACCGACUCUAGCUGCCAUGCAGACGGGGAAUACCGCAACUAAUUCUAGUUCCGGUGAGAAAAAUGGAGUUCCGCCUCCAUUUGGGGCCACGGCAACAGCGGAUACUCCCCUGUUGUCGCAUUCUCCUACGAAUCUCCCAGUUAAGGCUUCCCCUAAUCCAUCUCUAUUAUAAGGAUCUCUCAACCGUAUGCCUCCCAAUAGAUACAAGGGAGACAGUGACGCAUAUUCUUGAGGGAUUUCCACAGGGAUGGACUGGGGAGAGGUCUAAUCCAGUUCCGCCAGUCUUGGCCCUUCCGCCAACGUCUCCAGUGCCUUUUUCCGGGUCCGAGGCGAUGGCCCAACCGUACGCGGCGCUCGCGCACGACUAUCCUACUUACCCUCACGGCGGCGAUAUCGCGUGUGGUCUACCCACAAUCGACCCGACCCUGGCCUCCACACCCUGGAACCGGGACGAUGGAUCAAAAGUACUGUUUGAGGGAGAAUCGAACUGGAAAAGCGAAGUCCUGCCUCUGUGGCUAGCUAAUGUGGAUGCAGCUCGGAUGCUUUCUUCUUCAAAAUCCCUUCACAAACUAAAAAGUGCUUCAUCUUCAUCCACUACUAAAAAAAGCAAUAUUAGUAGUACUGCAUCUGGAAAUAGAAGCACUAUUUUGAAAAGAGCUGGAACUGGAGGGGAGACUACUACCACUAGAAAGUCCUUGGUCGAGUUGUUUCUUCGUGGACCCAUGACAAUCUCCGAUGAGCAGGACAUUGCGCAGUUUCUGCCUCGGUUUGAUAACGCACCGCGGUUUGAUAACGCACCGCAAGGUUUGUGGCCACCGCCGGACUACAUUUUAAACUACCUCCUGUCACACCUUGGCAAGUCUAAAGAUUGGUAUGUGGCACUGCAUGACGAUCCGGAUUUUUGGAACGCGUACGCAGAAAAGUACCUGCAGAUAGAGGUGAAGGAAACGGUUAGAAUUGCGUACAUUAAGGCGGGUUUUUUGCACAUUGCAGCAUCCUCCACCGACCAGCAUCCUUGGCCUUUUUUCCUGUAGGAAAGAGGUCAAGGAUGAUCUGAUGGAUUCUGAAGAAUGCAAGAAUGCAUCUUAGUGCAAGAACCUCUAAGUAGGAGUCCCUGAUCGAUCACUUGAGUUCUCCUGAAUGGAGUGGCAACCCUCGCAUGGUUGCGGCGAUGGCAGCCUACGUCUUGUCGGGAGGCGACUUCUCCAAACCGCUGCUACAGCGCAUUGAUCUCACAGGAGAUCGUGACCACGUUGUUGAUGACAAGCACUACGAUGAGGAUGAGAGAAGUCGUGGUAUAGAUGCGGAGAUGACAAGUCGUGACACAGAUACGGGGAGAAGUCGAGGUUCAGCUACAGGCAACAGAGAUAAAGAAGAUGAGCCAUCGAGCAGACCUGUUGUUACUGAAGACAAACAAUCGGGAAGAAAGGCGGACUCCCAUUCGGGUGCUUUGAUGUUAAGGCUCUUCUCAUCUCAUGAACAUGAUGAAAGCAAGAACAACUUCUCAUUUUGAUUACUUAAGUCUUUGUCCUGAUAUAAGUUACUACAGUUAGACUUACUCCCUUACACGUCUGAGAUCUCUUUCCUUCUAAUCGAUGACGACGCUGCUUCUUGGCUGUCUCAAGGAUCGAUCAAGAGGUAUCCGCAGUAUCCGAGUGAAGAAAUUCUGACAUCCUUAGAGCGUCUGGGAAAGAAGCUGCCGAAAUGGUUUACUGCGGAAGGUACUGCAGAAAAUGCGCCAUCUUUCCAAUCUCAGGCACUUGAAGUGGUCUCAACAACAACUACAACACCUCCAUGGUGGCAAGACCAGAAGGCUCGGAAUAAACAUUUUUCAGCAUUCAGUGUUUGCGUGGAGUACUAUGGGCCAGCUGCGAUGACGUCAGCUGGUGGUCCUGCGCUCGAGCGUUAUGUUCACUGGUUUACCAUCUUCGGCGACGACCGAGAUCCGGAGGCAGUCGUCUUUGACGGCCGCAUUGAGGGAGUACGUGCUGCAGAAGCCACUAUGCAGGAAGCCGUUAUGCGUGGUUUUUGAUUCCGGUAAUAAAUGUAAAACAUGAGAAUUACAAGAAUCUUUAGCUGAAUGAAGAUGGAUCAUGAAGAUUCGGAUUUCGAAUUCGAUAUCCAGAGCUCUAAAAGACACAAACAAGGAGAAAAGAAUGAAGAGGCUAGGACUGCCAGGCAAACGCAAAAAAGGGAGGGAGAUGAGCAUGAGUCAGAGUCGGAUUGGGUGUCGGACUCACAGAGUUUCGCGGAAAAGCGCUUAUUGACGGAUCAGUCCGACUCCACAAGGGGCAGUCCAUCACCUACAUUCUCCUACCGCCUUCUACCUCGGAGGCUACUCCCCUGGUUGUUUUCCAUGGCCACGGUGCCGCGAUCGGCUGCUAGAAUGGAGUUUUACGCACAUGCGCUGCCGAAAUUGCGCGUGCGACCUGAGCUCGAUCCGUCAAACAGUCGCGCGUGGUCACCAGAGGAAGCUGAUCAGUUCUUUCGUGAAGCAUGGAGCCACUAUUUCUUAGGCAGAAUGCUGUCAAUGGAGGAUUUGGAAUUUGCAGGUGUUGGGGAAGUAACCAUACGUGAAAUGUGGGAGAUCGCCGUGUAAGUGUAAUGAAGAUUGAAAUUCAAUUUAUAGGCAAGAGUAGUUUCUGGGGGGUUUCUUAUAAUAUAGAUACAAAGAAGAUGACACUACACUCAUUGGAUGUCGGAGCGCGUACUGUUACAUGUGGAUGGGCGGAUGACCAUAUUCUUAUCCAUACAGUGGUUUCAUUUCGCAAGCAGAGAUGAAGCGCACUCGAGAGUAGCACUAUUAUAUAUUUGUUGAAGGGAAAUAUGAGUAUUCAUGACUAUGAGUAUGUAUUCAUGUCAACAGAUCAUGUCUCGAGGGUAUGUACUCGAGGACACGUAGAUAUAGGGAAGACGCAAAGUGUAAGCCUAAGCACUUCCGGAGGUGUGCAGACUAACACAGCACAGACGAGCAAUUUUGGAGCAUGUAUGGUAACGGGAUCUUCAUACGAAUGUAUUGUGAUUUGAUCGGAUGGCCAUGACUUUAUUUCUUCGUAAUGGCAUCGAAGGAUCCGUAGGUGAAAUCAAAAGUUUUUAAGAACACCGCUUGCUUACACUAUAUAAUUAGUACAGCAUAGGCAUAACGAACUGCACUAGAAGAAGGAUAAAGAUUCGUGUUGAACACGAGGAGCACUCUGAAUGAGGAGCAAACGAAUGUGAUAUUUGUACUUUUUAUGCGAUGCGGUCAACGCUUUUCCGCGCUGCUCGCUCGAUAAUUGUGAAAACAAGACUUCGAUCCUCGACUUUCAACUAUUAAACGCUCAGUCAUGCUUGUGCU